AUGUAUCAGCCUUCUUUAUUACCUACACCACCUCCCAUUGCUCCUACUAAUUUUGCAUCGCCUCAAUUACAAUCACAGCAACAAAAGUUGCCUCAGCAGCAUCAUUAUCAUUACCAUCAUCAGCAGCCACAACAAAGGAAUACAAAGGGGCAUAAUAAUCAGCAUUAUAAUAGAAACAAUAGUAAUAGUAAUAAUAGCAAUAAUACACGUAAUAGAAACAUUAAUCAGAGCCAUCAUCAUUAUAAUCAUCAUCCUUCUCAGCAGCAACACCAGCAACAGCAUCAUCAGGAUAAAUAUGCAAAUGCUUCAUUAGAAGAUUACAUUGGCAAAUUAUACACUCUCUGCAAAGAUCAAAAUGGCUGUCGAUUUCUUCAAAAGAAAAUCGACGAAAACCAAGAAGAGAACAUGGUGCCGAUUUUUAAAGAAAUUCUUCCUCAUUUCGUGGAACUUAUGACCGAUCCUUUCGGCAACUACCUUUGUCAAAAAAUGCUCGAAAAAUGCAAUGGAGCUCAGCGCACCGAGAUUAUUAAAGUCGUCGCUCCGGAUCUUGUCAAUAUUGCUUUGAACAUGCAUGGAACACGAGCUGUUCAAAAGCUCAUUGACUACCUCACCACACCCGAACAAACUCAACUGGUCACUUUGUCUUUACGGCCUCAUGUUGUUACUCUCAUCAAAGAUUUGAACGGCAAUCAUGUUAUUCAGAAAUGCCUGUUUAAAUUGCCGGCUGAACGCAACCAGUUUAUUUAUGAUAUUGUGUGCGACAACUGCAUUGAAGUGGCGUCCCAUAAACAUGGUUGUUGUGUGUUGCAGCGAUGCUUUGAUUAUGCUACGGAGAAACAGAAGGAUCAGUUAGUCGAAGAAAUUGCUCGACACGCUUUACCUCUUGUACAGAAUCCCUUUGGCAAUUAUGUCGUACAAUACGUGCUAGAGUUAGGUGUGACCAAGUAUUCGGAGAGCGUGAUAAGGAGAUUUGUCAACCAUGUUUGUAUUCUAUCUGUACAAAAGUUUAGCUCAAAUGUCAUUGAAAAUUGUAUUCGUACAGCCGAGCCUGAAACACGUCGUUUACUCAUUGCGGAAUUGAUGGAUGAAAAGGUCAUGGAGAAGUUACUACACGACUCAUUUGGUAAUUACGUCGUACAAACCUCUUUGGAUUUCGCAGAGGAGGACCAGCGCGCCCAAUUAGUUGAAUGUAUACACCCUCUAUUACCUACAAUUCGCACUACACCUUAUGGCAAACGUAUUCAAAGCAAGAUUGUUCGUGAUACGACCAGUACUACAUCAAUUAGUGCAAAUGCGAGCAGUGUUAGCAGUGGCAGCAUUCCCGUCACUCCCUCCAUGACACCCGCUGAACCCACCGUCGACAAUAACAAUAGUAAUUAG
This is a messenger RNA of Mycotypha africana, 1380 nucleotides long. RefSeq names its product armadillo-type protein. Bases 1 to 1380 code for a protein of 459 amino acids. Gene Ontology annotation, molecular function: mRNA binding. Lineage: Eukaryota; Fungi; Mucoromycota; Mucoromycetes; Mucorales; Mycotyphaceae. The transcript has 2 exons. The record is from RefSeq and is a predicted model, not a curated record. Gene Ontology annotation, cellular component: cytoplasm. Gene Ontology annotation, biological process: post-transcriptional regulation of gene expression.